AUGAACCUGACACCAAGCCAGUGUCUGGAGUCAUUGGCCAAGCGCAAUAUUAACAUUAUUCUACUGCAUUACAAUGAGACUGGACGACUAAGAGGACGACCAAGGGCAGGUGUCACUUUCCUGACCAUACUUUUCAUUUUUAUCAGCAUUCUCAUCAUUUUCGAAAAUUUCAUGGUGCUGCUGGCCUUGCUCAGAUUUCUGCGCUUAAAACGGUGGGUUCACUGCUGUUUAACAAACAUUGCAUUCAGUGAUCUUCUGGCUGGCAUUUCAUACCUACUUAAUGUCUGCCUCUCAGGACCCACUACGUUCCGGCUGACUCCACAACUCUGGUUUCUAAGGGAGGGUCUCCUCUUUACCACUCUAGCUGCCUCCACCUUUAGCUUACUGAUAACUGCUGUGGAGCGGUACAGUACCAUGGUGAUUUCAAUGGCAGAGCGGCAACCUGACAAGCUAGUGCGAGUUCAGGGACUGAUUAUCUUAAGCUGGUUAGUAGCUGUUGCAGUUGGGUCCUUACCUUUGCUUGGAUGGAACUGCCUAUGUCACAUCGAAGAUUGCUCCAGCCUUCUUCCACUUUAUUCUAGGACCUAUAUUGUAUUUAGUCUUGGACUCUUAGGUAUUACUCUGCUGGGUAUAAUUGGAUUUUAUUGUACUAUAUAUUACUUUGUGUGUACAAGUGCCAAACGUGUAGCAGCCACCAACCAGAGUCGACGCGCCUUCCACUUGCUUCACACCGUUAUCAUCAUCCUGGGCUGCUUUGUCAUCUGCUGGAGCCCACUUUUUCUCUAUCUUUUGGUGGAUUCUGCAUGUACUCCUCCUUCUUGCCAAUCUCCCCUGGGACUUGAGUGGGUUCUGGCUUUAGCAGUUAUGAAUUCAGCUUUCAACCCACUUAUUUAUUCACGGAGCUCAGAGGUCCGUAAAGCAAUACUGGCAGUCCUAUUCUGUGCCUGCAGUUGGGCUGGAGUGCAACCACCUGCAUGCUGCCAGCAAGCCACAGAAAUCACUUCAGGUUCUUCAAAUGAGAGUUCAAUUAAACGAAGAAGCAGCGUACGCCUUUCACGAAACUUUAGCUUUAGGAGUCCUGUCACCAGUAUUUCAAGUGUGCCUAGUCAGUGA
This is a messenger RNA of Staurois parvus, 1113 nucleotides long. The record is from the annotation of a GenBank genome assembly. NCBI's taxonomy places the organism in Eukaryota, Metazoa, Chordata, Amphibia, Anura, Ranidae.